AUGGCUGCCGAUAUUGGCCAGAUCGCUCAACUUCUUGACGCAACUCUCGAUCCCACAGAGCACCGUAAAGCUGAGACUGCCCUCAAGCAAGAGGCUACCAAACCUCAGUACUCUCUCAGCCUUCUCAACAUUGUCAACUCCGGCACCCUACCGCCGAAGACUCGACUCGCUGCUGCAUUGGCCUUCAAGAAUUUUAUUCGAACAAACUAUGUGGACGAGGAAGGCAACUAUAAGCUACCUCAAGAUGAAGUUCAAGUCAUCAAGGAGCGCCUCAUUGGCCUCAUGAUCUCAUCCCCCCCCAAUAUCCAGGCCCAGCUUGGUGACGCUAUCAGCGUUAUUGCAGACUCUGACUUCUGGCGACGAUGGGAUACCCUCACCCAGGAACUCGUCAGCCGGUUUUCCGCUACUGACCCCAAGGUCAAUGUCGGUGUUCUCGAGGUUGCACAUUCUAUCUUUGCUAGAUGGCGACCUCUCUUUCGAACAGACGAACUUUAUAUGGAGAUCAAUCAUGUGAUUGAGACCUUUGGACAAGCUUUCGUUCAGCUUCUUGUGACGACCGAUAAGAAGAUUGCCGAGAACAACGACAAGAAGGAAGUGCUGCAUGGCUGGUUCGAGGCCUUGGACCUUCAAAUCAAAAUUCUCCAUGACAUGUCUUGUCAUGAUCUACCUCCUAUCUUUGAGGAGAAUCUCGGCAGCAUCUCUGAACUUCUUCACAAGUACCUUACCUACUCCAACCCCCUGCUGGAGACUGAUGACGACACCGAGACGAGCAUAGUUGAUACCGUCAAGGCUGAUAUUUGCGAGAUCCUUGAACUCUUCACCGUCAAAUACGAUGAGGAUUUCUCCAAGUACUGUCAGCCCUUCAUUGAGAAAGCGUGGAACCUUUUGUCUUCAACAGGCCCCGAGACCAAAUACGACCUCAUUGUCAGCAAAGCCCUGCAUUUCCUGACCGCUAUUGCGUCGUCUGCACAACAUUCAGGAAUCUUCAAUAGCGAGGAUGUUUUGACACAGAUUGUCGAGAAGGUUAUUCUACCCAACGUGGCGCUCCGCGAAUCGGAUAUCGAGCUCUUUGAGGACGAGCCUAUUGAAUUCAUUCGCAGGGAUCUGGAGGGGUCUGAUACAGACUCCCGUCGUCGAUCUGCUACCGACUUUCUUCGAAAGCUUCAAGAACGAUUUGAAGCGCCUGUGACAACGGUGGUGUCCAAAUAUAUUACUCACUACUUGUCUCAAGGAAGCAGUGAUUGGAAGUCCAAGGAUACUGCUAUCUAUCUCUUCCUGUCUAUCGCUGCCAAGGGUGCGGUAACUGCUGCUCAAGGUGUAAAGACUGUUAACCCCCUUGUCAACGUCGUUGAAUUUUUUGAGCAACACAUUGCCCAAGAUCUUAUUAGCACACAAGGUAUUGAACCGAUCUCAAAGGUCGACGCCAUUAAGUACCUGUACACUUUCCGAAGUCAGCUGUCCAAAGAGCAGUGGAAGGUGGCUCUGGGCCCACUGAUUCAAAACCUGAACUCAGACAACUACGUCGUUUACUCUUAUGCUGCUAUCGCAGUGGAGAGGGUGUUGUUUCUCACCGACGAUUUGGGCAACCCCAUGUUUCCCCGUGCAGACAUUGAGCCCUUCGCCAAGGAUCUUCUCGGCCAUCUCUUCAAGCUCAUUGAAAAGGAAUCAAGCCCCGCCAAGCUACAGGAGAAUGAGUUUUUAAUGCGUUGUGUUAUGAGAAUUUUGAUCGUUAUCAAAGACGGAGCUAUCCCUCUACUGGACAAUGUGUUGACCCAUCUCAUUCUCAUCACCAAUGUGAUGAAGCAAAACCCCAGCAACCCCCGCUUCUAUUAUUACCAUUUCGAGGCUAUUGGUGCUCUUGUCCGAUACUGUGCCCCUAGCAAUGCUGCUCUUUUCAACGAGAAGCUGUGGGGACCCUUCCAUCAAAUCUUGGUCGAGGAUGUCACGGAAUUCAUGCAAUAUGUCUUCCAGAUUCUUGCGCAGCUUCUCGAAUCUAGCCCCUCCGAGACCAUCUCGGAGAAUUACAAGGCCCUGUUAGUUCCUCUCCUAAAUCCCACACUGUGGGAGACUCGAGGAAACGUUCCCGCGUGCACACGUCUCUUAUCGGCUGUCAUUCCUCGGGCAUCCAAGGCUAUUCAGGCUGAGGGACAAAUUGCGCCCGUUCUUGGAAUCUUCCAGAAGCUGCUCAGUGGCAAAAAGUCUGAGGUACUUGCCUUUGACAUCUUGGAUUCCAUCGUGAAGAGCUUUGAGCCAGCUGUCCUGAAUGAUUACUUUGGUACAAUUCUCAGGCUAGUGUACACGAAGCUUCAAGGAACCCCUGCCGAGUCUCUAAAACUCCGCUUUGUCCGCUUCUACCAUCUUGUAUCUGCUCGUCUUGAGGCUGGCUAUGGAGCCGACUACUUCAUCCAGCAGUCAAACUCAGUAGAAGACGGCGUUUUCACCAAGGUCUACCCUACUUUUGUCCUUGGUGAAACAGACAAAAUUGCACGCCCAGUUGAUCGAAAGGUUGCUGUUGUCUCUCUUACCAAGACUCUGUGUGACUCGUCAGCGUUUGCUCAACAGUUCGCGAAGGGCUGGGCCAACAGUUGUCGCAAGCUUCUUUCACUACUUGUUAACCCCCCUACUGUCGCUGCUGGCGCUGGCGAUGAGGUCGUUGCGGAAGCAGAUGUUGAUGACAUUGGCUUCGGCAUGUCUUUUACUGCACUCAACACCUGCAGAGGAUUGGCUAAGGAUGAUUUCCCCGAGAUUCUCGACGUCACCAAAUGGGUAAAGGAGUACAUGGCUAGCGCCAAUCAGCGACAUGGCGGCGCAAUUGAGCGCUUCGUCAGUGAGCGAUUGAGCCCUGAGGAGCAAGAAGCUAUCGCCAAGUAUAUCCAAUAG
Molecule: messenger RNA, 2880 nt
Organism: Fusarium musae
Lineage: Eukaryota; Fungi; Ascomycota; Sordariomycetes; Hypocreales; Nectriaceae
Exons: 7
Coding region: 1-2880 (959 amino acids)
Biological process (GO): protein import into nucleus; protein export from nucleus
Cellular component (GO): cytosol; nuclear envelope
Molecular function (GO): small GTPase binding; nuclear export signal receptor activity
Source: RefSeq, a predicted model, not a curated record